Messenger RNA from Nestor notabilis (Kea), 494 nucleotides. RefSeq names its product 60S ribosomal protein L26. NCBI's taxonomy places the organism in Eukaryota, Metazoa, Chordata, Aves, Psittaciformes, Psittacidae. Gene Ontology annotation, cellular component: ribosome; cytosolic large ribosomal subunit. Gene Ontology annotation, biological process: cytoplasmic translation; ribosomal large subunit biogenesis. The transcript has 3 exons. The record is from RefSeq and is a predicted model, not a curated record. Gene Ontology annotation, molecular function: structural constituent of ribosome; RNA binding. The coding region runs from base 14 to 451 and encodes 145 amino acids.
UUCUGCAGCCAAAAUGAAGUUCAAUCCAUUCGUGACCUCAGACCGCAGCAAGAACCGCAAACGUCACUUCAAUGCCCCUUCUCACAUCCGGAGAAAAAUAAUGUCCUCCCCGCUCUCCAAGGAGCUGCGGCAGAAAUACAACGUCCGCUCUAUGCCCAUUCGGAAGGAUGACGAAGUCCAGGUUGUGCGGGGACACUACAAAGGACAGCAGAUUGGGAAGGUGGUCCAGGUGUACAGGAAGAAAUACGUCAUCUACAUUGAGCGUGUGCAGCGGGAGAAGGCGAACGGCACAACUGUCCACGUGGGGAUCCAUCCCAGCAAGGUGGUGAUCACCAGGCUAAAACUGGACAAAGACCGCAAAAAGAUCUUGGAGCGUAAAGCAAAAUCCCGCCAGGUUGGCAAGGAGAAGGGCAAAUACAAGGAAGAAACGAUCGAAAAGAUGCAAGAGUAGAUUAUUUCCUAUUGACACCAUUAAAGAACUGCUAAAAUUUAAA